Haliotis rubra (blacklip abalone) is the source of this 3146-nucleotide messenger RNA. RefSeq names its product sodium-dependent glucose transporter 1-like. Bases 69 to 1514 code for a protein of 481 amino acids. NCBI's taxonomy places the organism in Eukaryota, Metazoa, Mollusca, Gastropoda, Lepetellida, Haliotidae. The transcript is spliced from 4 exons. The record is from RefSeq and is a predicted model, not a curated record.
UAAAACUACCACGUGCUUUCAGGGGGAACUGGGAACUGCGCGAGAUAGGUCCAAUACGGUGUAUCAAGAUGGUCAAAAUCCAGUGCUGGAAGAUACUUCAGACAGUGUGGAUAUUCUGGUCUUUGGUCAUGGUGGGUGUUAGCGACUCUCUCCUUGGUCCAAGUCUUCUGGAACUCCAGUCUCUGCUGCAGGUAGACCUUCAGCAACUCAACUUCGUCGUGCUGUCCACCGGACUCGGUGACUUCGUCGGCGCCAUUCUAGCAGGCCUUCUCAGCAAGACGUGUGGCUGUGACUUGAGACUUUCAGUCUCUGUUUUGCUAGGAAGUCUCAGUGUUGCUCUGUCUGCCGUGAUACCCAAUUACUACUACGUGUUGACAUUUUUCACAUUACAAGGCUUUCUCAGGGGAUUUGUGUACUGUUAUGCAAUAGAAAAAUGCAACGCCCUGUGGAGAGAGAAUAAAGGGGUUCCAUUUCAAUGUAUAUUACUCGGAACAACCACUGGAGGAAUUAUCUCACCCUUGUUCAUCAAACUAUUUCUCUGUACACCAUACGACCCCGAGACGGCAUACUUCACCGCCACCAACGUCAGUUAUGAAAACGUGAACAUCACUGACCUUAAGCACCCAGUAUUGUACAGGCCACAAACACAGAGCUCCGAGUUGUCAACGUUUGCAAAUGCUUCAGACAACGCAACUUUAUCAACAUCUUUAAGAUGUUUACCCCAAGACGUUUAUAUCACAUAUGCUUACUAUAUAUUGGCGAUCCUUGUUCUGCCACCUGCAUUUGCAUUCUUCAUCUACUGGAGACAAAACAAGGGAAAAUCAUCCGACGAUGCUGUUAGAGUAACACGGGAAGAUCUUACCAAUCACGAACCCAAACAAGCCCUUGUUAUAUUGUUUUCCGUAUUAUUUGUUAUAUUAUAUUUUCCCCUACUUGGCAGCAGCGUGAUGUACUCCACAUAUCUAACAGAGUUUGGUGUUAAGGGACCACUUCACCUAGAGAAACCUAAAAUGGUUAUGAUGACGUCAUUAUAUUGGGGUUCGUCACUUCUAGGAAGAAUUAUCGCUAUAUUUCUGACACCGUUUAUUGGCGUAGAGAAACUCAUAUAUUGUUGUAUGAUCCCAUUACUUAUUGGUGAAACAGUUUUGGUUUUUACAGUCCAAUAUUCGGAAGUUAUUCUGUGGAUUUGUACAUGCACAAUCGGAAUCUUCAUAUCGCCAAAUGUUGGAGCCGGAUAUGCAUGGUGCGCGAAAUAUGUGAAAUUUGGUCCUCGAAUAAUUUCCGCUUCCGGUGCCUCACUAGGUCUCGGGGCGAUGGUUCUGCCAUUUGUUGGUGGGGUUAUGUUUGAUGUUUUUGGACCUAUGUCCUAUUUAUACUUAUGUUAUUCAUUGUACAUUUUUGUGGCUCUUUUGUUCUGUACAAUGCUUAUACUAACCAAGAAAAUGAAAUCUCCCUCAGUAGAGAUAGACGUAGAUGUGGACAUGUGUGAAGAACGUCUUAGUCCCGAAAAAUAACGUUUCCUUGUGAUACUUUUGAACUAGCUAUUCGAUGUCCGUCAUCCGUCGUAAAUAUAUUUGCAGCCCGAAACCAUCAAUUUAGUCACACGAUUGUGUUCAUGAACACGCAUGUUCAUUUUGCGUUCAUUUUCGUGUCAAAUUGGUUGGCAUGUCAUAAAUUGAUGUUCUGUUUGUAGUGAGCACAAAAUAUAGUUUCAGAUUUUAAUAUAUUGUUUUUAACAGUGUUUUUACCAUCAUCUCUUUCGAAAACUAAGCGAGCUGAACUAGGAAAUCAGUCGUGCUUGUAAAGCAUACUCUGCAGUAUACGUUUCUUCUAUAAUCAUAUGUUGUUUUACAGAUAGCUCGUCAGGUACAUAAUACUAAAGGAGAGCUAAACUAGUCUGUGCAUGAUCAGUGCUAUGAAUAUUAAAAUCAUAAUGACAAGACAGACGAUUUUUAGAAAAGACAUUUCUUUUUCUUCUCAAAAUAUGUUGACCCAAAUUUACUUAAACUAAUAAAUGUUGUUUUGCCUGCAUUAUCCCUUCGAGGUGAUGAACAAGAUGAACAGGUUCCUUUUAUAUGUUAUUAUAUGUUUUAACAAAACGGUUUGUGAUGACGAGGAAUUGUAAUUAUUUGCCUCAUUGACAUGGGUUUUUAAAUCAAAACUGUCUGUCUUUAUUAUAUUUCGAGCGUAUCAGCUGCAUGUAGGUUUAUCACAAAUCGUUAGAGUGUAUCGUGGAUUCAAACCCCAUAUAUUAUUAUGCAAAAAAUGAUAUUAAAAACACUCCUUUAAAUUAGCUAACACCUGAAUGGGGUAAUCAGUACGGGAUCAGAUUCAUUAAUUUGGCAUUUUAAAGUAAACAAGAUCAAAGACUGAUAAGUGUGCUUACCAAGAGGUGCAACCGGGUACACUAUUUCACUGGGUAGAUAUUGAUUGAACUGAGUGUUAUUGUGUACAUUUCCAAAAAGUAGUGAUCCUUGUUCGGGCUUGGAUAGUUUAAUGUGUGUGAGGAGCGUUAUUGUUUUGUUGCUCACGGUUGGCAUAAUGUUUUUAAAAACAAGCGUCAUUUUUCACCUUAUUAAUUGUUUAAGACAGCUGGGUAUAACAGCGGGGUAUAACUUUACAGCUCACAUGACUAACCUUCCAAAGCUGUUGACUAUAGAAAUUUAUUGUCAUACCACUGUGUUUUAAUUAUGUAGUAAUGUUAAAUGUGUGUUUAAUAACGGUAAUGUGCAUCCAUGUGUAGAAACAUAUGUGUGUGCUGCAAACUGUAUAAUAGCAUUAUGUUUAUGAAUACUAUUCUGUGACAGAUGGUAAUUGUUCGAAUGUUAUCAUGACAUUGAUCAUAUUAUUGUCUCCCUAGACUACACUAGCGGCUGAUUAGGACUGCAAUGUGGUCUGCUUACACAAUGGGAAUUGUUGUUCUCAAGGAUUUUCUUUAUCUCUUGAAACACUGUAAUUCCUCUUGCACCAUAUAUAUAUAUAGGUCCAAGAUAUUCCGAAUUUUACAUAUCGCCAACUUCUUAAUCGAACUGUUUUUGUGUAUAUCCACCAUUUUACAGAAAACAUGACAUUUUACAGGGCAGGCGUUUGACAUUAUAUGAUUUUUAUGUAUAUCACAUCUCUGCAAUAAACAUUAAACUAUUCUA